Molecule: messenger RNA, 478 nt
Organism: Monodelphis domestica (gray short-tailed opossum)
Lineage: Eukaryota; Metazoa; Chordata; Mammalia; Didelphimorphia; Didelphidae
Source: RefSeq, a predicted model, not a curated record
AAGGCCACGUUGGGGUAAACCCUCACUUCAGCCGGCGACUAGCACCGCUACAAACAAGUCUCUCCUUGCCCAGCUUCUGAAAUGGCAGUCUCCGAGCUUGCUUGCAUCUACUCCGCUCUCAUCCUUCACGAUGAUGAGGUUACAGUUAUGGAGGAUAAAAUUAAUGCUCUCAUUAAAGCAGCAGGUAUAAAUGUUGAACCAUUCUGGCCUGGAUUAUUUGCAAAGGCCUUAAACAAUGUAAACAUUGGUAGUCUCAUCUACAAUGUAGGAGUUGGUGGCCCUGCCCCAGCAGCUGGUGGUGCUGCCCCUGCUGGAGGUGCUGCUCCUGCUAGCAUAGCUGCCCCUGCUGAGGAGAAGAAGAAAGAGGAAGCAAAAAAAGAAGAAUCCGAGGAAUCUGAUGAUGACAUGGGUUUUGGUCUGUUUGACUAAAUAUUUUUUGUAACAUUGAAUAAAAAGCUUGAUUCAACUAAUAAAUAAA